Molecule: messenger RNA, 549 nt
Organism: Trichoderma gamsii
Lineage: Eukaryota; Fungi; Ascomycota; Sordariomycetes; Hypocreales; Hypocreaceae
Exons: 2
Coding region: 1-549 (182 amino acids)
Source: RefSeq, a predicted model, not a curated record
AUGCUGGCCAAAAAUGACGAGUUUGCUGUUCAAAUUGCACAUGCUGCCAGUGCGGAAUGGGAGAUUGAGCCCGACGCAACUCCCGAAAAUGCGGCUCAAUAUAAGAUUGUUACGGCGUGUUUUACCACGACGGUGUUAAAUAUCCUCACUACUUGGUUCGAAAAGGAGCCUGGCAAUACACGUUGGAAGACAUCUCCUAUAUGCGAUGGUUGGGGAUUACAAGAGCGUGUACGCUUAGUUAUUCCCACAGGAGAGCAUAACCUAUGUGAAAUAUGUCUUCUCGCGGUCGCAGUCUUGACUUGUUUGCACUGGAGCUGCGUCUUUAGUCUUUUUUGCCAGCGCCGGUGGCAGGACAAUUUUUUACCCGGAACUAUCGUCGCUACAUUUGUCACACUUCUUCCUAUCGCAACGUUCGUUCAAGAUCAGACUUGGGUAUUUCUUGGGGUUUUGCCAAUAGUAAUCGAUGUCUUUAUUGCAGCUUGUGCUGUCAUCGAUUACAUCGACCAAAAAAGGUUUUUUCCGAAGGCCUCGGACACCAACAUCAUCUGA